Molecule: messenger RNA, 2108 nt
Organism: Magallana angulata
Lineage: Eukaryota; Metazoa; Mollusca; Bivalvia; Ostreida; Ostreidae
Product: coiled-coil domain-containing protein 63-like
Exons: 11
Coding region: 141-1811 (556 amino acids)
Biological process (GO): outer dynein arm assembly; cilium movement
Cellular component (GO): axoneme
Source: RefSeq, a predicted model, not a curated record
CGCGAAUGUGUUUAAGAACGAGUUAACUUAAAAGUAUGUGGUUUCCCAUCACUUCCGGUUUAUCACCUUAGCAACAGGACUCAUCCGUCGGCCAUAACAGCAGGUUCUCGUUGACAAGUAGGAAAGGAUUUGUAGCCAAAAUGCCGCGACCACGUUCUGCCCGGUCGGACACCAGCGAUGCUGAUAUGGAGGGGCUCCAGGAACAGGAGCUUGUCAAACUCCAGAGACAGUAUCGCCUAAUGGAAGGAGACAGGGCUGCUUACACCGAGGAGUCUCAGAAUAUCAUCAGGAAACAAAAAUCUGAAGUUGCUCAGCUUGAAGCAGAGAAGCAAGAGCUCUUGAAGGAGCUGAGGUUGGCAGAAAGCAGAUUUAACCAGAAUUUAGAUGAAACAAACACAGACACCUUGGUGGUGCUUGCUGAAGCAAAAGAGGAUUAUGACACUGAAAUUAAUGAAGAGAAACAAAUGCAUACCGAAUUAGAUGCCAAAAUUCGUGAAUGGGAGAAAAAAAUAAGGAAUCAGCACAAAAACAUGGGAGGAGUUCAUAUGAGCUCACAGCACACAGUACAGACCCAGAAAACCAUUAGAACACUAGAAAACAGACUUGAUCAAUCCAAGAAGCAGUUUAAUGCUAUUCUGACACAAAAUGCAGUGUACAGAGAAGAAAUUGAGAGUUUGAGAGUGGAGAGAAACAGAUUUGACAACCUGUAUAGAAAACUAGACAAGGAGUUGUCCAACUUGAGAAGAGAGAAGGGUGAACUGAUUGAAAAGUCCACACAGGCUUAUGAUGCCAGGGAUGAGGCCCAGGCCAAGAUGAUUCUUCUGAAGGAGAGGGCAGACAAGGACCAACAGCAGCACAAUGCUGAAAUGAAGGAACUGCUGAGAAUCAUUGAUCAUGACAGGAAUUUGAGAGAGUUCAUGGGGAUCAAAGGUCAGGAGAGAGUGGACGACCCCCAGCUGGUUGCCUGGAGACAGAAAAAGGAGGCUCAAGAGGCCGAGCGUAAGAAGGAAAGUCAGGAAGACUCAGUAGAGACGUAUGAGGCGGCUUUCGAGAGAAUCAAAGAAAUGACGGGAGAAGAGGACCUUGACCUACUGGUGCAGCGAUUCAUUGAAACAGAGGACAAGAACUUUGCAUUGUUCAACUUUGUCAAUGAACAGAAUAAUGAAAUUGAGACCCUGCAUGAACAAAUUGAAGAGAAAAAUAAUGAGAUUGAGAAAUUCAAACUGCAAGGCAUUGAACUUGAGGACCAAAGAAAGAAAAUUCUCAAAGAAUUGGAAGAACAGCAAUUGGUGUGCUCUCAAGAAGCUGAUGAAUAUUCCAAAAAGAAUAAAGAAAUAUAUAAAAUUCUUGAUCAACUCAGAGCAGGUAUUGAUUCAUUGUUCAACAAAAUCAACUGUGAUAGAUCAGCCAUUGAUGACAUGUUGGGUGCCCAGUCAGGCGUGACAGACAGCAACAUGAUACAGUACUUAGGAAUAAUAGAGCAGAGAACUAAUGAAUUAUUAGCAGUACAGAGUUAUGUUAACUCCAAGGACGAGGAUCGUUACCCCCAGAAGCCUCCUAGUCUCAUAGGGGGCGGCCCAGGGGCACCCACUCAACAAUGGCCCAUACAUCCUCCCGGCUUUGGGGACGAGUACGACAGCGAGGGUAGCGAGGCGAGCGAUGACGACGCCCGACCCCUGACCCGGAACGAGCUCCAGAACAAAGUGAUGAAAACGGUCCGGAAACGGGAGUCAGCCGCCAAGAAGGACAGCUACAAGUACGACCUGCCGAACGCGCGCGACAUGCAAAAGAACAAAAAGGACAAAAAGUGAAUAACAUGGAUAUCUAAAGAGGCAGACGAUCAGUGAGAGAAAGUGCUGAAGGAACAGUCAAGUGAUUGUUAGGCUCUGGAAUAGACAGGACUGAGAAACCAGACAGUUUUAAUCAGUUGUAAUGUUUGGCGCUUGAUGCCAAUAAUUUAUUUCUGCAAAUUCUUGUUUUUUGUGUAUUUUUUAAAAAUCAUGUCUAUCAAUGUUCAACUUUAUAUUGAAUAUUUUUGAAUAUUUACACAAUGUAAUGUUUAUGUACGUUGUAUGUACGAAUAAAUCGGUCGUUUUUUCGGAAGCUAA